ACUGGCUCAGCGUAGAGAAAUUACAGAGUGUGUUCUACCAACAGAGGCGGAGAUACAUCUAUACAUUUUUUCCCCUCCCAGUAGACUCAAACCUCAAAUGCUGAUCAGGCUGUGGCUUUCUUGACUUGGGGAAGAGCCUUUUCCGAGGAAGAGAGGGAGGAGCCUCGUGGAGGGAGGAAACUACAAAUCGGGACACUAGUUCUUUGCGCUGCAUUUCCUCCCCUCCCUUUGGCUGCUCGGAAAGGAGAGAGAGAGAGAGAGAGGAAAAAAAUAUAUAUCCUUGGCUGGGAGAUGCAGUCUGCCGCCACCGCUGCCUCAGCCAGCAAUGCAAGAUUAGAUCUCUAAAUGCAGCAAAACACCGCCUGAAAACAGACCAACCCGCGAAGCAAGCAGAUAAUUCACAGGGCUCCGGCUAUUUUGAAGCUUCAAAUAUAUCUGACUGUCUCUUCGUUGUUCCUCAUCCCCAGCAAUUUCAAGAGAGGAGAAACAAGUAAGGAUUUCACUUUCUGAUCUGCCUAGAGACACACCUCCCCGCUCCCUCCCCCACCCGAUGUGAAGAGUAUUCCGGAGGCAAAAAGCUGGAGUGGAUUUGCAGCGCCCUAGCGGGAGCGAGGAAAACCUACGGAUUCUUUAGCUCAUUAUCAUCCUUCCCAAACGCGAUUUCCUUCUUAUCGCUUGUCUCAUCGCUCAAGUUUGAGUCGCCCGAAGUCCGGGCGGGAGAGACAAAGCUCCGGGCUCGCCCCCAGCUGCAGGGAGCCGCCGCCUUGCUCAGUGCCCCUGCAGCUCUGCUGCACCGCUGCUUCUCGCCCAGUGCGGAUGCUGUAGAUCAACAGGUUCAGGGAACUUGAGCGGAAUAAAGAGAGACCGCCGGGUGCCGCAGCCCGGGAGCGGAAGGAAGGAAGGAUCCAUAGACUUGUGGCUUGGAUCGGGGUCGCACGCUGCGCCUGGGCCCCAAGCUGGCGCGCACCCAUCCACUCGCCCCUCCAGUCCGGCUGCUCCUGACAGCACCCCACCGGUCUGGGAUGUACCUUUCCAUCUGCUGCUGUUUCCUCCUAUGGGCCCCUGCCCUGACGCUCAAAAACCUGAACUACUCCGUGCCCGAGGAGCAAGGGGCCGGCACGGUGAUCGGCAACAUCGGCAAGGAUGCUCGACUGCAGCCGGGGCUUCCGCCCGCAGAGCGAGGCGGCGGUGGCGGGCGAAGCAAGUCGGGUAGCUACCGGGUGCUGGAGAACUCGGCGCCGCACCUGCUGGACGUGGAAGCCGACAGCGGACUCCUCUACACGAAGCAGCGCAUCGACCGCGAGUCCCUGUGCCGCCACAACGCCAGGUGCCAGCUGUCCCUCGAGGUGUUUGCCAACGACAAGGAGAUCUGCAUGAUCAAGGUAGAGAUCCAGGACAUCAACGACAAUGCUCCCUCCUUCCCGUCGGACCAGAUUGAGAUGGACAUCUCAGAGAACGCGGCCCCCGGCACCCGCUUCCCCCUCACCAGUGCGCAUGACCCCGACGCGGGCGAGAAUGGGCUCCGCACCUAUCUGCUUACGCGCGACGACCACGGCCUCUUCGCGCUGGACGUCAAGUCCCGCGGCGACGGCACCAAGUUCCCAGAGCUGGUUAUCCAGAAGGCCCUGGACCGCGAGCAGCAGAACCACCACACGCUCGUGCUGACCGCUCUGGAUGGCGGCGAGCCGCCGCGCUCGGCCACCGUGCAGAUCAACGUGAAGGUGAUUGACUCUAACGACAACAGCCCCGUCUUUGAGGCGCCGUCCUACCUGGUGGAGUUGCCCGAGAACGCCCCGCUGGGCACCGUGGUCAUUGAUCUGAAUGCCACCGACGCCGACGAGGGUCCCAAUGGCGAAGUGCUCUACUCUUUCAGCAGCUAUGUGCCCGACCGCGUGCGAGAGCUCUUCUCCAUCGACCCCAAGACCGGCCUGAUCCGUGUCAAGGGCAACCUCGACUAUGAGGAGAAUGGGAUGCUGGAGAUCGACGUGCAGGCCCGAGACCUGGGUCCCAACCCCAUCCCGGCCCACUGCAAGGUCACUGUGAAGCUCAUCGACCGCAAUGACAACGCUCCGUCCAUUGGUUUUGUCUCCGUGCGCCAGGGGGCGCUGAGCGAGGCCGCUCCGCCCGGCACCGUCAUCGCUCUGGUGCGGGUCACUGACCGAGACUCGGGCAAGAACGGGCAGCUGCAGUGCAGGGUCCUGGGCGGAGGAGGGGCGGGCGGCGGCGGCGGCCUGGGCGGGCCGGGCGGUUCCGUGCCCUUCAAACUUGAGGAGAACUACGACAACUUCUACACGGUGGUGACUGACCGCCCGUUGGACCGCGAGACACAGGACGAGUACAACGUGACAAUCGUGGCACGGGACGGGGGCUCGCCUCCACUCAACUCCACCAAGUCGUUCGCCGUCAAGAUUCUGGACGAGAAUGACAACCCGCCUCGCUUCACCAAGGGACUCUACGUGCUGCAGGUGCACGAGAACAACAUCCCAGGAGAGUACCUGGGCUCGGUGCUUGCCCAGGACCCUGACCUGGGCCAAAACGGCACAGUGUCCUACUCCAUCCUGCCCUCGCACAUCGGCGACGUGUCCAUCUACACCUAUGUGUCUGUGAACCCCACCAACGGGGCCAUCUACGCCCUGCGCUCCUUUAACUACGAGCAGACCAAGGCUUUUGAGUUCAAGGUGCUUGCUAAGGACUCCGGGGCGCCCGCGCACUUGGAGAGCAACGCCACUGUGAGGGUGACAGUGCUAGACGUGAAUGACAAUGCUCCGGUGAUCGUACUGCCAACGUUGCAGAACGACACGGCUGAACUGCAGGUGCCGCGCAACGCCGGGCUAGGCUACCUGGUGAGCACCGUACGCGCCCUUGACAGCGACUUCGGCGAGAGCGGACGCCUCACCUACGAGAUCGUAGACGGUAACGACGACCACCUGUUUGAAAUCGAUCCAUCCAGCGGCGAGAUCCGCACGCUGCACCCUUUCUGGGAGGACGUGACGCCGGUGGUGGAGCUGGUAGUGAAGGUGACUGACCACGGCAAGCCCACUCUGUCGGCGGUGGCCAAGCUCAUCAUCCGCUCGGUGAGCGGCUCUUUGCCCGAGGGGGUUCCCCGGGUGAACGGCGAGCAGCACCACUGGGACAUGUCGCUGCCGCUCAUAGUGACUCUGAGCACUAUCUCCAUCAUCCUCCUAGCGGCCAUGAUCACUAUCGCCGUCAAGUGCAAGCGCGAGAACAAGGAGAUCCGCACUUACAACUGCCGCAUCGCAGAGUACAGCCACCCGCAGCUGGGCGGGGGCAAGGGAAAGAAAAAGAAGAUCAACAAAAAUGAUAUCAUGCUGGUACAGAGCGAGGUGGAAGAGAGGAAUGCCAUGAACGUCAUGAACGUGGUGAGCAGCCCCUCCCUGGCUACCUCCCCCAUGUACUUCGACUACCAGACCCGCCUGCCCCUCAGCUCGCCCCGGUCGGAGGUGAUGUAUCUCAAACCGUCCUCCAACAACCUGACUGUCCCUCAGGGACACGCGGGCUGCCACACCAGCUUCACCGGACAAGGGACUAAUGCGAGCGAGACUCCGGCCACUCGGAUGUCCAUAAUUCAGACAGACAAUUUUCCCGCAGAGCCCAAUUACAUGGGCAGCAGGCAGCAGUUUGUUCAAAGUAGCUCCACGUUUAAGGACCCAGAAAGAGCCAGCCUGAGAGACAGUGGGCACGGGGACAGUGAUCAGGCUGACAGUGACCAAGACACUAACAAAGGCUCCUGCUGUGACAUGUCUGUUAGGGAGGCACUCAAGAUGAAAACUACUUCAACUAAAAGCCAACCACUUGAACAAGAACCAGAAGAGUGUGUUAAUUGCACAGAUGAAUGCCGAGUGCUUGGUCAUUCUGACAGGUGUUGGAUGCCACAGUUCCCUGCAACCAAUCAGGCUGAAAACGCAGAUUACCGCACAAAUCUCUUUGUACCCACAGUUGAAGCUAAUGUUGAGACUGAGACUUACGAAACUGUGAAUCCCACUGGGAAAAAGACUUUUUGUACAUUUGGAAAAGACAAGCGAGAGCACACGAUUCUCAUUGCCAAUGUGAAACCUUAUUUAAAAGCCAAACGUGCCCUGAGCCCUCUCCUCCAAGAGGUCCCCUCAGCAUCAAGCAGCCCAACCAAGGCAUGCAUCGAGCCUUGCACCUCAACGAAAGGCUCCCUGGAUGGUUGCGAAGCAAAGCCAGGGGCUCUGGCCGAGGCGAGCAGCCAGUACUUGCCCACUGACAGUCAGUAUCUGUCCCCCAGCAAGCAACCGAGAGACCCUCCCUUCCUGGCUUCUGAGCAGAUGGCAAGGGUCUUCGCCGAUGUGCAUUCAAGAGCCAGCCGGGAUUCCAGUGAGAUGGGCGCUGUCCUGGAGCAGCUUGACCACUCUAACAGAGAUCUGGCCAGAGAGCCGGUGGAUGCAGAGGAAGUCGUGAGAGAAAUCGACAAGCUUCUGCAGGACUGCCGGGGAAAUGACCCUGUGGCUGUGAGAAAGUGAAAAAAAAAAAAAAAAAAAAAAAAGCAUUGGCAUUUUCUUGUCUCUUCUGUUGAUUUAAAAAUGACCCCUCCUGGUGAAAACCCCAUUUUACAGGGAUAAAGAAAGACCGAUGCUGCUUUAAGGCUUUUAGUGAACAUCUGAAGUGCCCACAAGUAUGUUCUUUUCACUGCUGUUUCUUUUUCAGAAAUAACAAUGGCUUUGUUUUGACCAAACUUAUAUUAGGACAGAAUUAACGAUGUUCAAAGAGGAAAGAAAAACAGAGAAGAAAAAAGAGAGAAGAAAAAGGAGGAUGAGGAGGCAAGUUACCUUGUGACUAUCUGUU
This is a messenger RNA of Lagenorhynchus albirostris (white-beaked dolphin), 4827 nucleotides long. RefSeq names its product protocadherin 17 (gene PCDH17). Gene Ontology annotation, cellular component: plasma membrane. The transcript is spliced from 4 exons. NCBI's taxonomy places the organism in Eukaryota, Metazoa, Chordata, Mammalia, Artiodactyla, Delphinidae. The coding region runs from base 1023 to 4505 and encodes 1160 amino acids. Gene Ontology annotation, biological process: homophilic cell-cell adhesion. The record is from RefSeq and is a predicted model, not a curated record. Gene Ontology annotation, molecular function: calcium ion binding.